Messenger RNA from Arabis nemorensis, 534 nucleotides. NCBI's taxonomy places the organism in Eukaryota, Viridiplantae, Streptophyta, Magnoliopsida, Brassicales, Brassicaceae. The record is from the annotation of a GenBank genome assembly.
AUGGCUUCUUCUCUGCUUGCAAAGCUUCUUCUCCUCCUCACCACACUUGUAACCAUGUCAGUAAUCUCUAUAGCCAACGAAGAACUAAUGAUGCAACAAUGCCACAACUCCGACAAUCCCACCUUAUGUCUUCGUUGCGUGAGCUCCGACCCUAAUUCCCAAGAAGCCGACCAAGUGGGUCUAGCACGAAUCAUACUUAGAUGCAUCAGCUCUCACCUCCUCACUCUCACCAACAACACUUCCGGUUUAGCCUCAAAGCACCACCGGAAUCCCAAGGCUAAAACAGCGUUGAAACAGUGCGUUUCGGGUUACGCAAUGGCUAAGCAUGGCGUGAGAAAAGCCGAUGCUCACUUGAUAGCCGGAGAGUACGACAAGGCUGCGUAUGACGUCAGCAUGACGAUGGUGGCUCCUCCGGUCUCGUGCCGUGACAGUCUUGUGACACUCAACAUCGAUUUGCCUUCUGGUUUCCGUUACCAUACGGAGGUUUACUUGGCGUUGACUCAAGCUCUGCUUAGGAUCAUUGAUCGUUUCUAA